Messenger RNA from Colletotrichum lupini, 1104 nucleotides. RefSeq lists its product as uncharacterized. The transcript is spliced from 2 exons. Bases 1 to 1104 code for a protein of 367 amino acids. NCBI's taxonomy places the organism in Eukaryota, Fungi, Ascomycota, Sordariomycetes, Glomerellales, Glomerellaceae. The record is from RefSeq and is a predicted model, not a curated record.
AUGACGUCUUCUAAUACUAAUAACUCGUUGGAGUCCGAUAUUGCAGAGCUGCUGCGUGUCCAAACUAUUAACUUUUGCAACGAUGAUUCCGAGUCUCCCCACCCCCUUCAAGUUGGUGGCAACCGUUCUCAAAACCCUAAUAUGGGGGUCACGGCCAAAGUCUCCUUGAAGAUACUGACGGAAGCUUCGAAUGAGUUUGAGAAGCACGAGAAUUCUUUCUCGAAAUAUACGGAACACUUAUCGAAAUGUCCUGUCGAAUCGGUACUGAUCCUCUUGGACAUCGCCCACGGUACCGAAUUACUCGUUCCAAACAAGGCCUCAAUUCAGGAGAAAGGCUCUGAAUUGAACAAAAUCUCCGUUGCCAACCUCUGCGACCUAGUUGAUAGAGCUGACGAUCUUGGCCUGGCGCAUCUCUUGGGCCCGUACCUAGAGCAUUUGAUGACUGCACAGUACAAUAAAAACAAGCUUUCAGCAGUCUUUGUUGACAUCGCUGCUUGGCUCGCCUGGAAGAUUGGCGCGGGGAUUUUGUAUGACGAAAUGAUCGACCACCUGGCAUUUAUCUGCGAACUCGACGAGCUAGGCAAUGUCCUAAGGCCGGGAUCCAACGGGGCGCCGAUCUUUAAACAUACCCUUCAUGACACUUCAAAAGAUAGUGACGAAGUUCCCGCCAACGUGGCUUUUGUCCGUGAAGAGAGACUGAAAGACGUGAUCGGGGAGCUCAGGCACGCUGUAUCGCUCGGCAAUGGUAGCAAAGAAUGCAUCGCCAACGACGUAUCAGAGAAUGAACGAGUUAAGUGCACUAACGCCAUUCACGACUACAUGACUCAAGAGUCCAGACUCAAGAUCAGUCAGAAGCUUGAUAUCAAUGGCCUGGACCAGGUCUUCCUAGGUGGAAAUACUUCAACUUAUAGGGGCAGCAUCAAGGACUUGCGGCAGAGGUUGUUGGCGGUGAAAUGCGAAGCCGCACACGAGACAUGCGAUCCCUUUAGUGAGAUGAGAAAAGUGUUCCAAAAGGAACCAGGCUGGACUCCUCUUGAAUUGGCUAUGAAACGUCAGGAACAUUUCAAGAAGCAAGCUGAAACCUUCAAAUGGACGCUGAAUUAG